Molecule: messenger RNA, 870 nt
Organism: Cadophora gregata
Lineage: Eukaryota; Fungi; Ascomycota; Leotiomycetes; Helotiales; Ploettnerulaceae
Exons: 4
Coding region: 80-364 (94 amino acids)
Source: RefSeq, a predicted model, not a curated record
CACGGAAUGUUUGGUUGCGACUGACUGCGUCUUGCGUUACCAAUUGAACUCACCACAACGAAGAGGAAGGUCAGGGAAGAUGUCAGCCAAAUACGCUUUCUCGCAGACGUUGAAGGAGGUGCGGUUUUUGUUCUGCCAGACGGGCGAGCACAGUGUUGCUACGAGAUCAUUCCUUGCCCGCACAUACCCAACCAUGAAGAAACACAACCCAAAUACACCAAUCAUGCUCCGUGAAGCAGCUGGUACACAACCGAGGGUAUAUGCAAGAUAUGAGUUCGGACAAGAGAAGAGCGAGCCAUUAGCUGGUUUGUCGGAUAAGGAGAUCGAGGAGAAGGUUACGGGGCUGGUGAAGGCAGGGAUAUGAUUCUGCAUGGAGUAGAGGGACGGCUGUACAUAUAGGAUGGAUCCGAGGCAUAGGAAAUCCAUCAUUUCGACCCCGUUUCUUGCACCAUUCGAAGGCUUCGCUUUGCUUGGAAGUUCAGUUGGUCUGAAUGUCGGAAGGUUGAGCAGUGAGAAGCCCGUUGUGGAAAGCUAUGUGUUCAUUCUAUCAUCACAGCUGAGACUACUGAGCCGAGAUGGUUUCCAGCAGAUGCAAGUCCAAGUCUUUUUUCUUGUAUCUCUUUUGUUGCCCUUUGUUUCCAUGCGUAAUUCUCAUUGUAAGGUCUGAACUCUAGCUCCGUGCCGACACGCACUUGUCUUGACGAGGAUGGCACAAUUUCCGUGCCACAAUGCAUAGACAACAGUAUUGGUAUCCAAAAGGAAUCCAUUCAUCUCAUUUACAAAUCUACCUUAGGAGAAAGCUUGAUACGGAAAGCAGACAAUGACACUCGUUCCCUUUCCUACUCUCGAAUUGAUACAUCAAAAACGUGC